GCACAAGAUGUACCAAGAACAGCUCAACCUUACCUCCCUGGACUCGCCACUACAGCUCCAACUUGACGCCAGCUGGAUCCAGUUCCACCUGGGGAUCAGCCGCCACGGGCUGUACCCCCGGUCCAGCCCUGUCGUCCGCCAACUCCUCCAGGACAUGAGGCGCUCUCCCACCAUCAGCGCUGAUUACAGUCAGGACGAGAAAGCCCUGCUUGGGGCUUGUGACUGCACCCAGAUUGUGAAACCCAGUGGGGUCCACCUCAAGCUGGUUCUGAGGUUCUCAGACUUCGGGAAGGCCAUGUUCAAACCCAUGAGACAGCAGCGACAUGAAGAGACACCCGCCGACUUCUUCUAUUUCAUCGACUUCCAGAGACACAACGCUGAGAUUGCAGCUUUCCACCUGGACAGGAUUCUGGACUUCCGACGAGUGCCACCCACAGUGGGGAGGCUAGUCAAUGUCACCAAGGAAAUCCUAGAGGUCACCAAGAAUGAAAUCCUGCAGAGUGUUUUCUUCGUCUCUCCAGCCAGCAACGUGUGCUUCUUUGCCAAGUGCCCAUACAUGUGCAAGACUGAAUACGCCGUCUGCGGUAACCCGCACCUGCUGGAGGGCUCCCUCUCCGCCUUCCUGCCGUCCCUCAACCUGGCCCCCAGGCUGUCUGUGCCCAACCCCUGGAUCCGCUCCUACUCGCUGGCAGGAAAAGAGGAGUGGGAGGUCAAUCCGUUGUACUGCGACACGGUGAAACAGAUCUACCCGUACAACAGCAGCCGCCGUCUCCUCAACAUCAUCGACAUGGCCAUCUUCGACUUCUUGAUAGGGAACAUGGACCGUCACCAUUACGAGAUGUUCACCAAAUUUGGGGAUGACGGGUUCCUUAUUCACCUUGACAACGCCAGAGGGUUUGGACGACACUCCCAGGACGAACUCUCCAUCCUGUCACCUCUGUCCCAGUGUUGCAGGAUAAAAAAGAAAACGCUUUCGCACCUGCAGCUGCUGGCCCAAGGCGACUACAGACUCAGUGACGUGAUGCGGGAGUCUUUGCUAGAAGACGAGCUCAGCCCCGUCCUCACGGAGCCCCACCUGCUGGCCCUGGACCGGAGACUCCAAAUCAUCCUACAGACAGUGAAGGGGUGUGUGGAGGCCCACGGAGAGCAGAGCGUCAUAGCCAGUGACCCCGCAGGAGAGUCAGCCCCGGACUCUGGCCGGGCUAACCCGACAAGCUAGGGGCCGGGUGAAGCCGCAUGUCAGGGACGACGCCUGCAGCCGGCGGUGGACUCGGGUGCGGACCCCGGCUUCCUCGCACCCCCGUCGAGCGGGGAGGCGCUGGGUCAGGAAGUCCUGGGGCACCAGGAUGAUUCUACAGGAACAAGACCCAAAGGAGAGGGAUCCGCCGAACUUCCUCGGUGCACUGCUUCUCUAGGGCACCUCCUUGGCUCCCUCUUUCCCAGCAGGCACUGCUUCAUCAAGGCCACAGACCAGCUCCUGAACCCACCAGGGAAAUCUGGGCAGGAGUCGGGCUUGGAAGGCCGGGAAGCCUUGUCCCCGGGAAAAGGGUAGAACAAAUAAAAUAAAAGGACACCAGUGGCACCUAGCUGACCUCCAGAUCCUUAGAAUAUCUACGAGGAUAAUUUCUGAUCCAGAUAAAAUACCUGGCAUCUCACAAGCAGACAAAAAAAAAAAAAAAAA
Molecule: messenger RNA, 1681 nt
Organism: Panthera uncia (snow leopard)
Lineage: Eukaryota; Metazoa; Chordata; Mammalia; Carnivora; Felidae
Gene: FAM20A
Product: FAM20A golgi associated secretory pathway pseudokinase
Exons: 10
Coding region: 8-1219 (403 amino acids)
Cellular component (GO): Golgi apparatus
Molecular function (GO): protein serine/threonine kinase activator activity
Source: RefSeq, a predicted model, not a curated record